Molecule: messenger RNA, 1018 nt
Organism: Nymphalis io (European peacock)
Lineage: Eukaryota; Metazoa; Arthropoda; Insecta; Lepidoptera; Nymphalidae
Exons: 1
Coding region: 80-802 (240 amino acids)
Source: RefSeq, a predicted model, not a curated record
UCUACCCACCAGAUAGUGAAUCCUCUUUAAAAUUACUUAUCACUUGAACUAUUUGUCACUUUAAAACUACACAACAACAAUGGAAUCUAUCAAGGAGUCUCUGGCUGCAAUGACCGACUUAUUCAACAGCCGUAUGAAUGAAUUCCAGCAAGACUUACAGAGGACAACAACACCUGCGACUGUGCCUUCUCUUUCAUCGGAGUUCAAUUCUUUUAAGUCUUUUGUUCUCACUGCACUAAGUGGACUUCAGCGACAAAUUGAGUUUCUCGCCAGGGAAAUGGAUCGGACUGAAAUGCAGAGACGUCGAAAAGUGCUUCUUUUCCAUGGUGUUAGCGAAGAGAGAUCCGAGGAUGCCACUGCUCGCGUUACCAGCCUUGUUGCGGAGCACUUGGCCUUGCCAAAUUUUUCUACCAGCAGUAUCAAAUCUUGUCAUCGCUUGGGAAGACCUUUGGACAGCAAGCCCAGACCUAUAGUGGUCAAAUUUACCGAGACUGCUAUUAGGGAUAAGGUCUGGUUCGCCAAAACGAAGUUGAAGGGCACCGGUGUCACAGAGUCAGAGUUCCUGACGAAAAGCCGACACAAUGUGUUUUUGGAGGCCAGGAAGCGGUUCGGCAUCAACAAGUGUUGGACACGAGACGGUUUGAUACACAUUAUCGCCCCAGAUGGAUCUAGACAUCGUGCCGAAUGUUUAUCUGAUCUUGACUCGAUUUCAUCUUGUAAGUCCCCAGUCCAAAAAAUUCCCAUCGCAAACACUAGCGAUAAAGUUGUAUUGCAGAGGUCAAAGCGCGUAGUUAAGAAAUAGUUAUUUUAUAUUUAUCUUUCUUCUUAUUAUUGUUUGUUUUUCUAUAAUUUUAAAAUUAUUUCUCUGUCUACCUGCUUUCGAUUUAAUUUUUGUGUUGUGUAAAACUAUUUACGAAUCUAUUUAGUUAAAAGUUAACGUCAUUCUGACGUUUGUCAAUCAGGCGCCAUAGUUUUCUUGCUUUGGAUGGUUAGUUUUUUAGUUCUAUACUAGACAUUU